Messenger RNA from Zootoca vivipara (common lizard), 19264 nucleotides. The record is from RefSeq and is a predicted model, not a curated record. NCBI's taxonomy places the organism in Eukaryota, Metazoa, Chordata, Lepidosauria, Squamata, Lacertidae.
UGGGUAAGUUGAAUUCAAUGUUUCUGACAUUUUCAUUUUUUACUUGAGGAGGAGGGAUUUUUACUGUCAAGCAAAACAGGAAUUUCCAAGAUCCGAUCUUUAGGCACCAGGCCCCUCAUAAAAGAAUGGAGGAAAGAUUGAAAUGUAUCGCUACCAGAAUCAAAUUCCUAGCAGCAUUUAACAUCUUCAGUUUUUCCCAGCCCGGCUCUCAGACUACCCUUCACAGGCCAGACCAGCUCCCUUGAGCUCCUCCACAAAACCAAUUGGCCAUUGCUUGGACUCUUGUUGAGCUCAGCUCAGCUGGGAAUUAUGGCCAAAUCCUUGGGCAAAAAUGCCGCAGGGACGAUGCUAGACAGCAGCACCAAUUCGCGGAGAAAAAUCGAAACAGAUGUUUCCAGGGGUGGGCUGAAAUAUUUCAUUUGUGGGUCGUGGGAAUCUGGGGGUGGGUUGCCAGACCACCGGCAGUGAAAGUUGACCACAAUAAUAAUUAUGAUUUUUUUUUAUACCCCGCCCAUCUGGCUGCGUUUCCCCAGCCACUCAGGGUGGCUCCCAACAGAAUAUUAAAAACACAAUAAAAGAUCAAACAUUAAAAACUUCCCUAAACAGAUGUCUUCUAAAAGGCAGAUAGUUGUUUAUUUCCUUGAGAUCUGAUGGGAGGGCGUUCCACAGGGCGGGAGCCACUACCGAGAAGGCCCUCCGCCUGGUUCCCUGCAACCCCACAUCUCACAGUGAAGAAACCUCCAGAAGGCCCUUGGAGCUGGACCUCAGUGUGCGGGCUGAACAAUGGGGGUGGAGACGCUCCUUCAGGUAUAAGAGCAGCUGUAAGAAGGUUUAUGGCAGUGGUGGAGAAUCUUGUGCCUUCCAGAUGUGUUUAGACAACAACACACAUCAGCUUGUACCAUUGGCCAUGCUAGCUGGGUCUCAUGGCAGUAGAGAGUCCAACUACACGUAGAGCAGGCAUCCCCAAACUGCGGCCCUCCAGAUGUUUUGGCCUACAACUCCCAUGAUCCUUAGCUAACAGGACCAGUGGUCGGGGAAGAUGGGAAUUGUAGUCCAAAACAUCUGGAGGGCUGAAGUUUGGGGAUGCCUGACGUAGAGGGUCACUGGCUCUCCCCCCCCACACACACACCCCUGUGUUGUAGUGAUUUUGUCUCUGUCUGCAUCUGAAAUUGAUAGACAUGCCCAUUAAAAAUAAAUUUAGUGUGGCAUUCUUGAACACAAUGAAAUGGCAAUCUGACAAAGCACAGGAUACAACUUUAUUAAUCCAGGUAGUAUAGAGAAAUUCUAAUUUCCUAAAUGACUGGUUCCUGAGGAAGCCACAGAUUCCUGAAAUUGUUAAGUCAGCUACCACUGUAGAUGUGAGUCGUUGCACAGGAUUCAAAAGCGGAAGCCCUAUUCAAAGGCUUCCACCUGCACAAUGGGGCUAUUCCCCCUUCUCCUCCCUCAUGUGCCCCCCCCCUAAAAUUGGCUGGGGGCAGGGAAAGGGUCAGGAGAGCCACCAGAACAUUAUGUGGGGAAGGAGAAGAGGAUUGCUCCAUCUGGCAAUCAAAUAAUUGCUGUAGUGAGAUGUUGAAUUCCUCCCAUGUUGCAGGAAAACAGAGCUGAAAGGAGGAGGUUGCAGGAGGAUGGUAGUGGGUGGGGUAAGGGUUAAGCAUUCUACCCCCCUCCAGCCCCAUUUUUCCACUUCGAAUCAUACCCUCCCCCUUCUGCUUUUGCAGCUGUUUGGCAAAGGCCCACGUUUGCACCCCAAUGUCUGGUUCCAGCUAGGAACAGACAAAUCUGUCGAUUUUGCUUUCUCUCAGUUUUCCUACCUUAAGCUCAGCUCUCAGCAUUUCUGCAGCAGUCUGUGAAUUGCGAAAAUUUGUUAGCAUUAUGGUGCAAAUUUGUCUUAGUAGUCAUACCUUUAUGCAAUUUUACCUAAUACACAUAACUUUUGCAAACAAAAGCAAAUGUCAUUUUAUUUCUGUUCAUGACAACAGAAACUAUGUCGUGAUUUACGACGAUUUCUAAAAUGCAAAACUGCACAUGCUCGGAGUAUUUCUGCAAAUCACAUUUUCCUUAACCACUGGCCAGGCUGACUGGGGCUGAUUAGAGUUGUAGUCCAGCAACAUCUAGAGCAGGCAUCCCCAAACUGCGGCCCUCCAGAUGUUUUGGCCUACAACUCCCAUCAUCCCUACCAUUUUGGAAUUGUAGUCCAAAACAUCUGGAGGGCCGAAGUUUGGGGAUGCCUGAUCUAGAGAAACACAAGCAUCUGGUCUAACACAUCAGGAAUGUAGAUAGACACCCUUGUAAAGUGUGGAAUGGCGAGUGGAAAUGAGAAUUGUGUGCUUCACAACUAAAGUUCACUUCUCCACAUUUCCAAAUCAGUUCCGGGGUUGUUAGGGAGGGGGAAUUGUAUCUUGUUUUUAAUCCCCAUCAAGAUUCACCAGCAUUUUUGUGUGAUUGUCUCCUAAUUGCUGUACAAUUUCCCUCUAAUAUACAAAAACCCAUUUUGUGUAGUGUAAUGCAUUUUUGUGUGCUAUUUUCACUAACUUAUACAUUUCAUGCACACUUUACCUCAGUAUAUGCUUUUUUGUACACACUACUAGGCUGGAGAAGUGCAUUGCAAGAUUUGGAGAAGUGUGUAUUGUUUCAGGAAAUAAGAAUUUAGGUAGGCUUGCCUUGAAAUGCAAUCUGAAUAAAACUAAUAACAUCCAACAUUUCUCCAAUGGAAUUAGGGUCAUCCUAUUCAAUACUAAAGGGACGCGGGUGGCGCUGUGGUCUAAACCACAGAGCCUAGGGCUUGCCGAACAGAAGGUCAGCAGUUCGAAUCCCCGCCACGGGGUGAGCUCACGUUGCUUGCUCCCAGCUCCUGCCAACCUAGCAGUUCGAAAGCACAUCAAAGUGCAAGUAGUUAAAUAGAUACCGCUCCGGCGGAAAGGUAAAUGGUGUUUCCAUGCGCUGCUCUGGUUCGCCAGAAGCGGCUUAGUCAUGCUGGCCACAAUUGUCUGCGGACAAACGCUGGCUCCCUUAGCCUAUAGAGUGAGAUGAGCGCCGCAACCCCAGAGUCAUCCGUGACUGGACCUAAUGGUCAGGGGUACCUUUAUUCAAUUCUACUACAGUGGUACCUCGGGUUAAGAACUUAAUUCGUUCUGGAGGUCCGUUCUUAACCUGAAACUGUUCUUAACCUGAAGUACCACUUUAGCUAAUGGAGCCUCCUGCUGCCGCCGCGUUGCCGCUAUGCGAGUUCUGUUCUCAUCCUGAAACAAAGUUCUUAACCCGAGGUACUAUUUCUGGGUUAGCGGAGUCUGUAACCUGAAGCAUCUGUAACCCGAGGUACCACUGUACUACUAGCUACCCCAGCCACUCUGGGCAACUUCCAACAUAUAAAAACAUAAUAAGACAUUAAACAUUUUUUUUAAAAAAAACUUCCCUAUACUGGGCUGCCUUUAGAAGCACUAUGGGUUAAACUACUGAGCCUAGGGCUUGCUGAUCAAAAGGUCAGCGGUUCGAAUCCCUGUGACAGGGUGAGCUCCCGUUGCUCGGUCCCAGCUCCUGCCAACCUAGCAGUUCGAAAGCACAUCAAAAUGCAAGUAGAUAAAUAGGAACCACUACAGCGGGAAGGUAAACGGCGUUUCCAUCUGCUGCUCUCGUUUGCCAGAAGCAGCUUUGUCAUGCUGGCCACAUGACCUGGAAGCUAUACGCCGGCUCCCUCGGCCAAUAAUGCGAGAUGAGCGUGCAACCCCAGAGUCGGUCACGACUGGACCUAAUGGUCAGGGGUCCCUUUACCUUUACCUUAAAAGUGGCAUAACUCCAUACCCACCAACAUUUCUCAGAUGAAAAUAGGAACGCCCUAAGGAAAAGCGGGAGAUUCCAGGAUCAAAUCAGAAACUGGGACAGCUUCUGUAAAUCUGGGGCUGUCCCUGAAAAAAAAUGGACAUUUGGGGGGGGUCUGUAGAAUUGUAAGUGCAAACACACAUAUGUACACUCAUCUCGCAACAGUGAAGUAUGAAAGUUCAUUGUGCCGAUUUCUGAGUUGUGUUUCUGUGCAGCCCAGACAUGGGGAGCCUGAUGUUGUUGAACUUGGAUAAGCCACACUCAGUAUAGUCCAGGCAUCCCCAAACUGCGGCCCUCCAGAUGUUUUGGCCUACAACUCCCAUCAUCCCUAGCUAACAGGGCCAAUGGUCAGGGAUGAUGGGAAUUGUAGUCCAAAACAUCUGGAGGGCCGAAGUUUCGGGAUGCCUGGUAUAGUCAAAGGCAAGGGAUGGUGGAAGUUGGAGCCAACAGAAUCUGGAACACAGCUUUCCGCAACUCAAAAGGGUAAGAAAUGUACAGUGGUACCUCUGUUUACGAAUUUAAUCCGUUCCGGAAGUCCGUUUUUAAACUGAGGCGCGCUUUCCCGAAUGAGGCCUUCCAUCACCGGUGCCCUUUCACUGUUCGGAUUCUGUUCUUAGACCGAGGUGAAGUUCGCAAACCGGGACACUACUUCCAGUUUUGCAGAGUUCGUAAACCGAAUAGUUCGUAAACAGCACUGUUCUUAAACCGAGGUACCACUGUACUUUAAAAAUGUGUGGUGAGAUUUUCACGCAUUUUGUGAAAAUUUUAGGAAGCCGGCUGAAAUGACAAUACCUGUUAGGUAAACUCUAGGUGUCCUCUUAGGCCACCUACAUUUUUAGGUCACUAUGACACCACUUUAAACAGCUGUGGCUUCUUCCCCGCAAAGAACUCUGGGAGCUGUAGUUUUAUGGAUGCUGAGAAUCGUUAGGAGGUCUUUAUUUCCCUCCCAGAGCUGUGGCUGGCUUAAUAAUCAAUCCCUCUUCACAGGAAACUCCGAGAGUUGUACAGUGGUACCUCUACUUACGAAUGUUUCUACUUACGAACGGAGCUCCGUCCACCAUCUUGGAUGCGUUUUUUUCUACUUACGAAUUUUUAGAUAGGGUUGCUUCGACUUACAAUUUUUUUCUCCCAAUGCAUUCCUAUGGGAUUCGACUUACAAUUUUUUUCGACUUACGAAUGUGCAUUCGGAACGCAUUAAAUUCGUAAGUAGAGGUACCACUGUAGUGCUGUGAGCGGAAGAGGCGCCUUCCAACAACUCUCAAGUACAACUCCCAGAAUUGUUUGGGGGAAGCCACCAUGACUGUUUAAAGUGCCAUCGUAGCAACUUAAAAGCAUGGUGUGGAUGUGGCUUUAGGUUGCGAAUCUGUCACCCAGUUGUGUACACUUCACUCCAUCACAAGCACUCCGUUUUUAAAAAUAGCUGGUCACUGCAGGGAGGACUGCACCCGUGGGAAAUUCUCCAGCCCCUAACCUUGAAACAAGGCCAAAUACCAUCCUUGAAGUCACACACCCUGGAUUUUUUUAUUUUAAAAAAGGAAGCAAGUCAUGAGUACUAUUUUGGCAUUGAAAAAGCAGAACCAGCAAAUGUGUUUGAGGUUUCCAGCCACAGAAUCGUACUUGGCAUUUAUAGAGGACUUUUCUUCUUAUCAUCUUCUCAGCAAUCCUUACAAAGAUCCUACAACGAGUAUUAUACUCGUGACAUAUUACAGAAGCACCCAGCCCAGCAACUCGGGGGCAGGUCAGGGGCUACAUUGCUGACUUGGCUUGCCAACACCACACACCGCUUCCGUUUACAAAGAAGGAGAGGGGCAAAGCAGCAGGGAGCUUGCCAGAGUCCGGGCAGAGCAUGAGAUUGGCUCUGCCAUCGCACCGUCACCAUUCUGAGCUCCUUGCUUCUUUGCCCCUUGCUUUCUCAGUACCUGGCAAUGACACACACUGUUGGGGAGCCAGGUCAGCGGCGCAGCUCCAUCUGUACUCCCUGCUACUGGAUGGGGGUCCAGGCUGGGAGAGUGGCUUAUCAAAGGGCACUCAGUGCACCCAGCUAAGAUCUGAGCCAUGGACGUCUAGCUCAUACCCUAUUAUUAUUAUUAUUAUUAUUAUUAUUAUUAUUAUUAUUAUUAUUAUAUACCUGGAGGUCUCAGGGCGGUUCACAGAAAAGAGUACAUCAUAUAUAAUCAGAAUAAAAACAACAACUCAGUAACACGUCGUCGCCCCCCCCCCCAGAAAAGAGCCACAUUUUUAAAGGGUUGUUGUUGUUGUUUAGUCGUUUCCGACUCUUCGUGACCCCAUGGACCAUAGCACGCCAGGCACUCCUGUCUUCCACUGCCUCCCGCAGUUUGGUCAAACUCAUGUUGGUAGCUUUGAGAACACUGUCCACCCAUCUCGUCCUCUGUUGUCCCCUUCUCCUAGUGCCCUCCAUCUUUCCCAACAUCAGGGUCUUUCCCAGGGAGUCGUCUCUUCUCAUCUGGUGGCCAAAGUAUUGGAGCCUCAGCUUCACGAUCUGUCUUUAAAAGGGUAUAGGAUGUCAAACAGAUCAACCAAAGGCCUGGUUGAAAAGGAACGUUUUUGCCUGGCGCCGAAAGGUGUGUAAUGAAGGCACCUGGAAAACAUUCCCUGGGGAGAGCAUUCCACAAAUGGGGAGCCACUGUGUCGCCACCCUCCACACUUCUCAAGCAGGAGGCACACGAAGGAGGGCCUCAGAAGAUGAUUUCAGGGUCCAGGUAUAGAAAGAGGCGGUCCUAGAUGUAUUUUGGUCCUGAGCCGUUUAAGGCUUUAUAGGUCAAAACCAGCACUUUGAAUUGGGCCCGGAAACUCAUUGGUAGCCAGUGCAGUCGGACCAGGAUUGGUGUAAUAUGCUCAAACCGUUUUGCUCCGGUGAGCAAUCUGGCCGCUGAAUUCUGCACUAGCUAGAGUUUCUGAACCGUCUUCAAAGGCAGCCCUACAUAUAAUGCAUACUCUUAGCUUUUAUGAAACACCAGCAGCAAAAGGUAGGAAGUUCAAAAACCCGUGAUAGGUGGCGUCUUGAGAGAAAAAGCCGAAGUCCACAAAAUGCUUGAAACCAGCCUGAACCUAAACAACAAAAAUCGCAAAUUCUCAAGGGCUGGCCCCAGACAUUUUGUUGCAGGAGGCGAAGGGCAAGACGGUUUCUCACUCACUCAGUUCACGUACAAAAGGCAAAACCAGUUGACUGGCAUUUGAAGCUUACACUGACACUACCGUGUUUCUCCGAAAAUAAGCCACACCCCAAAAAUAAUCCAUACCCCCAAAAUAAGCCAUAGUGAUAGGCAGUUUAACCUUGUAGGUUAAACUGUACCAUACUUAAUUAAAAAAAAAUAAGACAUCCCCUGAAAAUAAGCCACUGUGUGUGUGUUUUUUGAGGAAAAAUAAAUAUAAGACGGUGUCUUAUUUUUGGAGAAACACGGUAGCAACAGGUCAGAGUCCUCCACCCCACCAGGGGACAGCAGCCUACCUCAAGAGAUGCAGGGUGCUUGGUGCGCACAGGUUUGUCCAGUCUCUGUUCCUCCACAUUGACUGCCUCGCUCUGCCUUAUGGAAGGGCUGGCCUUCUAGGAAAAGAACCAUAGCUCUAUGGUAGAUAACAUGCUUGGUCCCAGGUUCACUCUCUCCCAUCUCCAGUUAAAAGACCCAAGUAGCACAUGAUGGGAAAGACCCUCUGUCUGCCUGAGAGACCCCAGAGAGUGCUGGUGGUGGUUGAGGUAGAUGGCAUUGAGCUAAAUAGACAAACAGUCUGUCCUGAUUUAAAUCCAGUCUCUUCUAGACAACCUGUUUAUGUAGCAUUCAUUCUGAUUUGUUUGUGGGGAGGUUAUAUGAUGUUGUGUCGAGUACGUGUUAUCCCACACUUUUUAGUGCAUUUUCCCGUCACUUUCCUUAUAGCAAAAUCUGGGCAUGGGUUUGGAUAUGGCAGGGGUGGGGAUUGUUUGUUACACAAGAGUGCCAAGUCAACUUUUCAUUGUGCAGCCUGAAUUAUCCACUAUGUGGCAUAGCUGCCAAGUACCCCGUUUUCCCCGGGAAACCCCGUUUUUACUUACCUUUUCCCGGUGGUCCCCCGUAUCACUUCGUCUCCCGUUUUUCUCCGUUAUUUUCUCCUGCCGGCGGCCAUUUUUUUCUUUCCGAUUUGCCCUUCUAUGGGCACCAAAAAUGGCCGCCGCCAGCUUCAAAAGUUGCAUCUACGCAUGUCCGGAAGUGCAUAGACGCGACUUCCGGUGUCGGCGGCAGCCAUUUUUGGUGCCCAUAGAUGGGCGGAGCGACACCGGAAGUUGCGUGAUGCACUUCCUGACAUGCGUACAAGCGACUUUUGAAGCCGGUGGCAGCCAUUUUUUGUGCCCAUAUAAGGGCAAAGCGACACCGGAAGUUACGUCGACGCAACGUCCGGUGUCACACAGCUGCCGGUCCCGGAUUCUGCAGUCCGGGACUUGGAAGGUAAGCUAUGUGGCUGAAUCCCAACAGCGACAAAGGUAUGAAAGAGGAGAUCCUGUGAGUGUCAAAAUUGGGAUCCGUUCCCGUAAGCAAGCUGGCAAGCAGGAAAUGUGGUUUACGAGGAAACCUGCCAAAUUCUGCCUGCGGUGGAGCAACUGUGCAAUUGCUUCACCAUGCGGCCGGCUCACAAGCCUCAAACCGCAAUGACCGCUGCACUUUUUUCUGCUGUGUGGCUUCAUUGCACCCCGAAGGUGACCAUAUCAGCACAUGCCAAAUGUUAGCACCCGUUCCACCCAGCAGCAAAAUCCUGCACUGGCAGCAAGUUCCGACUUGUAUAAUCAGUUCCACUUCCUGCUCAGCUUCAUGUCAUUUAAGGGGUUUUUUAAUGUCAAAAACAAUGACCGUACGAUGAGCCCUGCUGAAUUGGAACAAGGGUCAUUCUAGUCCAACAUCCUGCAUCCCAUGCAGUAGACAACUAGAUAUCUCUGCAAAGCUCACAGGCAGGGCAGGAGGACAAUAAUAGCCCUCUCCUGUCUUUGUUCCCAACAACUGGCCUUCAAAGGCACACUGAAUUGAGGGGGUUUCAUUUACCUGUCAGGGAUGUGGGUGGCGCUGUGGUCUAAACCACAGAGCCUAGGGCUUGCCGAUCGGAUGGUCGGCAGUUCGAAUCCCCAUGGCGGGGUGAGCUCCCGUUGUUCGGUUCCAGCUCCUGCCCACCUAGCAGUUCAAAAGCACGUCAAAGUGCAAGUAGAUAAAUAGGUACUGCUCCGGUGGGAAGGUAAACGGCAUUUCCGUGCACUGCUCUGGUUCGCCACAUGACCCGGACGCUGUCUACGGACAGCUCCCUCACCCUAUAGAGCAAGAUGAGAACGCAACCCCAGAGUUGUCCGCGACUGGACCUACCGUAACGGUCAGAGGCACCUUUACCUUUACCUUUAUUUACCUGUCAUGACCAAGAAGAACCUUUGGUAGAACUAUACUCCAUGCAUUUGUCUAGUGACCAAAAAUACAGGUAUUUGAUUCCCAUUGUUGUCGUUUAGUCGUGUCCGACUCUUCGUGACCCCAUGGACCAUAGCACGCCAGGCACUCCUGUCUUGCACUGCCUCCCGCAGUUUGGUCAAACUCAUGUUCGUAGCUUCGAGAACACUGUCCAACCAUCUCGUCCUCUGUCGUCCCCUUCUCCUUGUGCCCUCAGUCUUUCCCAACAUCAGGGUCUUUUCCAAGGAUUCUUCUCUUCUCAUGAGGUGGCCAAAGUAUUGGAGCCUCAGCUUCACGAUCUGUCCUUCCAGUGAGCACUCAGGGCUGAUUUCCUUAAGAAUGGAUAGGUUUGAUCUUCUUGCAGUCCAUGGGACUCUCAAGAGUCUCCUCCAGCACCAUAAUUAAAAAGCAUCAAUUCUUCGAUUCCCAUUAGCAUGCAAUAGAUGACUGGGGUUAUUAGAUAGAUAGAUAGAUAGAUAGAUAGAUAGAUAGAUAGAUAGAUAGAUAGAUGAUAGAUAGAUAGACAAUAGAGAGAUAGAGAGAUAGACAGACCAUUGAAUGAUGCUUUGGCAAUCCAUUCAAAAGCUGUUAAGUGCACACGCAUACGCUGUUAUUAUAUUUGCUGUCAUAGCUACGGGAUCCUUUAUCCCCUCCUUCAAGAACCGUCCAUGCCAGGGCACAGAAAUCCCACUUCCUGACUGCUGGAGAUUCUGCACAGCCCCCUUCCAAUGCUUGUUAGUAGAACUUGAGGCGAUUAAGCAGAUGUAAUGAAAAAACAAAUACAUCACAGUAAGUUUUUUAAUUGGCAAAUCCGAAGGUGCAGUAAACAUUCACCCAUGUGGCUAUAUAAAUAGAAAUAUUUAUUUAUUUAAUGUCAUAAAAUUUAUAUAGUGCUUGAUAGAAAGGGGGGAGAGAUGUUUUAUUUCUGUUAUCCACUUGUACCAUAUUGCUAUUGCUCACCCUUCUGCCUCAGGAUGAAUUUGCAGAAGUCAAUACCUAAGGUGUUGACAGGUUCUGAGCAUCACUUGCUUUUACGCUAGGCAACUCCCUGGCUGCACGCAGAUUGGUCCGGGGAAAUUAACUGAGACUGGAUGAAGAGCUGGCACCAAUUAUUUGUGAACAGUAGGCUACAGAAUGAGAUAUCUUUAUUCUGACAAUUAUUCUUAUUGAUUUUUCAGGUUUCAAUACAUAAUACGUAAGUGAGAACAAAACACAUCUGAUAACAUAAACUACAUAAUAAAAUACUGUAAGAAUUUGAUGUGAUUUCACCUUGUUUGGGACCGGAACUCAUUCAUUGGCUGCAUCCACGUAUAAUGCUGGCCAUAAAUCAUGGUCGGGGAACUUAUUCUGCUCACAAACUACACACUGGGACGUGCAGGUCAGGCAGUCCACAGUUUACUCCUCUCCUUCUAGGGAAACAAACUUAAGAGUGGCUGGCUGACUGCUACAAACCAGCACUCAUUGGCUUAUUUAUCUCCAGAUGUAACACAAACGGAAGCCAAGGUUUGUUCUAGGUUUCCAGCUCACAUGGCAUGGUUGGAAGAAUCAGGUAGCAAAUGCUGGUUUGCACGUAAUAGCAAGCCAUCAGCUCCAUUAUAUGUUUCCCCACUCCAGAAAGGGUGGAGCAAAGUGAGGACUGCUCAAAGUGCAUACACAAGCACGGACAGACUGACUUCCCUAACAUUGGUUUGUUGCCAGAGUUACAGCCGAACUUGAUGGUUGUCAGAAUGUGCUGUGGCAAUGUGUUUUGUGGGCCUAUGUGCAGAGCUGGAGAAGCAAUUCAACUGUGUUUGCUUUUCAGUAAGAAACUACCCAAUCUGUGCUUCUCGAAUCAAUAUGCAAACCGAAAGACAGCUAUCAUUCAAAAUCUGCAUGUCUCCAAAUUUCGCAGUGAAGUUCUCUAGCCAACCAAUGAAUACAAAAAUACAUAUAUUGGGGGGAAAUGUGUGUAAAAUGUGUGUAAAAUUUCAGGAACAGACAAGAAAGAGAAAUUGCUGAAUUGGGACUCAUUACCAAGCUUAAAACCAUGGAGCCACCUGGGAUGAACAGAGACAUUGGAUUCUUAUCUCAUUAUGCAUGAUCUAGCUUUCUUUUGUGCCUCAGCCCUUGCUUUUUCCCCCGCAGGACCAAUUGCAGUCAUCAGCAGUCGUUAACAGCCAUCAACAGGUUCACCACUCCUAUCAGCCCAUCACCCAUUCCCACCCCCCCCCACCCUCUGAAUAUACAUAAGGGUCUGGUUGAUUCUGUUUCAGUGUAUCUGACGAAGUGUGCAUGCACACGAAAGCUCAUACCAAAAUAAAAACUUAGUUGGUCUUUAAGGUGCUACUGAAGGAUUUUUUUUUAUUUUACAAAUAUGUGGUUAUUAAGAGAAAUUCACAUUGAAAUACUAACAAUUUUUCACAAGCAAUUUUUAUCUUUAAAAAACCCACAAAUUGCUGCAGGAAAGUGAGAGAAUUGAAUUUAUGAUUGGAAAAAUGAGAAACUUAAAGAAUCCAAAUGGACAGAUUCUUCAUCCCUACCCAUAUAUUAUUUGUCGCAAACUUCGUGGCGGUGAGUUUCUUCUGUAGCUUCCUUUGGCUUGACAAAGGGCAAAACAGUACACACACAACUUUUCACCUGAAAAGUUAUCUGAAGAAGUGUGCAUGCACAUGAAAGCCCAUACCAAUAACAAACUUAGUUGGUCUCUAAGGUGCUACUGGAAGGAAUUUAUUUAUUUUGUUUCAACUAUGGCAGAUCAACACGGCUACAACACGGUAACUAGAACUUUUCACCUUUCUCCUCCUCUGUACAUGGGCUUUGAUGGCCCAAAGGUUUCUCAAUUUUUGGAGCCGAUUUAUAGAAACGCUCGAUUUGACGAUUCCCUGGUCUCAUCUAAGAAGGAUCUGGAGAGCAGUAGACACGAGAAGGCGCCUCUUUGACGCAUCCUCCAGAGACUUAAAUGCAGACAGUGUCUAUGAGAACUAGAGAUCAGGCCAGUUGUGAAAUGACGAGGUCAUAAGGUUCCCCAUCUCGGACAAAAAAAUCUGGGAUUCAGCAGCUGGAGCAAAGGCAAUGCUGAAGUGUUGUAGCUGUCGGGCUGUCCAAGAGGAUGAAAAUGAGCAGUAAUAGAGAACAGAGUGGGAGGAAAUAUGAUAGACAGAAAAUGUCUCUCUUGAGCAUUCAGUCUGAUUUGUCAGCGGGGCAGUUGUACGACAAUGAGUAUUUAUCCUGAUUUAUGUUUACAUAUAUUCCCAUUAAUCAUUUGUUCCUCCCACACUUUCCAGGCCGCAAAAAGCCAAAUUCUCUUUUAAAGUGGAUUUGUUGUGCUGGGGAAAGAGAGCCCUUUAAUCCAUAAUUGCCUGUGCAAAGCUCUGGUAUGCACCUGAAUCCCCUCUUGCAAAAAGAGUCACAGUCUGGAAGUACUCUUAAGUGUUGGAGAAAUGCAUUUAAAGGUCCGGAAUUGUUAUGGAAGGCGUAUAACAUGCUCAUGGUUUUAUAACCAGUGCUAUUUUUAUAGAAAAAGAGGUGCCAGAACUCACCAUGAAUGCCUCCCUUGUCCUCUUAUAACAUACCCUCCAACAUUUCUCUGAUGAAAAUAGAGAUGGCCCCUCCAACAUUUCUCUGGUGAAUAUAGGGACAUCCUACUCUGUAUCCUCUAACAUUUCUUUGAUGAAAAUAUGGAUGGCCUAAGGCAGGCAUGAACGAGAAAUAGCAAGAACUCAGGCCAAAAGAAGAUGGAUUCCAAAUAACUCUUCACACGGUUUUAUUGAUGUGAUGCGGAGUUUAAAUGGGAAUCAAUCCCAAUGUUGAAGGCAAAUAAAGGUAAAUUCCAGUAAAAAUCAGGACAAGGCCCUGUUUCAACUAUUCUUCGUCAGCAAAGAUUCACAGGUCAAAGUGUACCAAAUAUGUUUGCAAACUCCACAUCACAUCAAUAAAACCUUGUGAAGAUUUAUUUGGAAUCCAUCUUCUUUUGGUCUGAGUUCUUGCUAUUUAUCGUUUAUUUCUGGAUUUUCCCAAGAACUCCAUUUUCUACUGCAAUUCUAAGGCAGGCAUGAGCAAAGUCCAGCCCGGGAGCCAAUCCGCCCUUGCGGUCUGUUUAAUACGACCCCUGUGGCAGUUUAUUUCCUAGGGUAAAAUACUAAAAGAAGGUCAGCAACUUCAAUCCUUAAAAAAAAAAGCUCAAUAACUUUGUGGUUAAAUCUCCAAAAACUCAACAGCUUCAAUCCUAAAAUAAGGUCAGCAACUUUGGUCGGCCCUCACGCAUGUUCACGUCAUCAAAUCUGGCCCUCUUUGAAAAAAGUUUGGACACCCCUGGCCUAAGGAAAAGCGGGACUUUCUGGGAUCAAAUCAGAAACCAGGACUGCUUUUGUAAAUCUGGGACUGUCCCUGGAAAAUAGGGACACUUGGAAGUUCUGUUAUAAUGGCAAUGGUGCCCACCUGAGAGGUGCCGGAACUGUGUUCCUGCAAGUUCCAGCUGAAAAAAAAGCCCUGUGUAUAACCUCCAUGCAAACAAACCAGAACAAAUGCUCAAUCUAACCUCUGCACAUGCUUUGGGCAAGCAAAUCUAGGUGCAUGCUCAGUAAACAGGUUGUCUGGAGGAGCCCAAAGACUGAAAUGAGAAAGGGGGGAGGGCGCUGUGCCAGAGAAGAGAGGGGAGGACCUGCUCUUGAUACAGACUUCUGAUUUGCAAGGAGCCAACAUUCCCUCUGCACAGGAUCUUGAUCUUAGUCUUCCUUUCUGAUAUCACUAUUUACAGGCCAAUGUUCUCUGAGCUUUAGCCUCAACUUCCCCUCCACCGGCAAAAACAAAGCAAGCCGUUUCUGGGGGAGUUUCUAUUCUUCCAUGGCUGGAGCCGUGCUACAUAUGCCUUGCUCUGAUAGAUCUUUGCAGACUGGUGGAACUCCCUCUGCUUGCAUAUCUCCCUUUCCACCCCCCAAACAUCAAGGACAGAAUCUAAACAAUCUUGAUUCCUGUCCGGGCUGCAACGCCCUGGCUACACACUGGAAUUCUUGAAUAGCAGGAAGCUGAAUGGUGACUUGUUUAUGCUAGGAAUUUGUGGGCGACGCAUGACAAGAAACGGUCUCAGACUCUCAGGACCCAAAUUUUGCCUGUAUUGACGAAGGGGAAGCUUGCAGGAGUUAGAAGGGGCAUGGGCGAGGUCAAGACUCUCUUGGGUUUAGCUUGGCAAGAGUUUCUGUCUCACAAGGAAAUGAACAAACAAGCAAUCCAAAAAAACAAAACCAAAAAGCCCACCCAACCGCUCUCCCACUCUUGUCUCUUCAGUGGAGCAGCUGGAACAUUUCUGGAUUCCUGCAAAGAGUAUUUUUAUGUUAGUGAUAAGCCUGCGACAAAACCCCUGAGUCCCUGAAAUCAGCAGCUGGCCUCAGCUCAUGGAGAUACAGAAGGGACAGCUUGGAGCACAGCCAGGCAGCAUAGCACGAAAAAGAAUCCAGUAGCACAACAGUGCAGGAUGAACUCAGCAUCCUUUGAGGCCAGAUCUUUCCAAGAAGCAAAAUUAGAAACUCUUUUCUCCUUUAAAAACAACAAAAGUGAAAACCAGUACAGUUGUACCUCGGGAGUCAAACGGAAUCCGUUCUGGAAGUCCGUUCGACUUCCAAAACAUUCAUAAACCAAGGUGCAGCUUCUGAUUGGCUGCAGGAAGCCUCGGAAGCCCCAUCGGACGUUCGGGUUCCAAAGAACGUUCGCAAACCAGAACACCGGUUCACGGCGUUCGGAAGCCAAAAUGUUCCACUCACAAGGCCUUCAGGAUCCAAGGUACGACUGUAAACGCACAAUUGCAGCUCAGAACACUCCCCAUAUGAUGGGCAGGUUUUCUAAGUUAGCACACCAUCAUCUCCAGGUAGGGUUUUAUCAUGAAGAGUCAGUGAAUAGAAGACAGUGGUUGCUCACAAGCCUGCCUUCUCUUUGCAGACCCACGUGCAGAAGAGCUCCCUGCCCAACACCUUUGUGCUAAACUUGAACAGCGAGAAGUGCUGUUCUCAUUUGGACAAGACGUCCUGUUCUCUGAAGGAUGCCUUCUUGCCUCUCAUAGGGACCUGAUUCUGCUGGUUAACCAUGCUGGCAACCUCAGGGCAAGGGGGAAGGAGAGUUCUCUUGCAUUGCCAGUGUGGCUCUCAAAGGCCCUGUAUUGUUUUCUUAAUGGUCCUAGCUUGGCCAGGUCAUUUUGCAUUGGCUUGCUCAGGAAUUCCUCUGCACCUUGUCUUUCUCCUUUCAUAUCCCAAAUAAUCAAAAUCCUACCAUUUAUUAAUUUCUAGGGUUUAAGGGGGGUCCCACCCCCCACCCCAAUCUAUAACUAUGCAGUCAUACCUUGGAAGUCAAACAGAAUCCAUUCUGAAAGUCCAUUCGACUUCCAAAACAUUUGGAAACCAAAGUGCAGCUUCUGAUUGGCUGCAGGAAGCUCCUGGAGCCAAUUGGAAGCUGCGGAAGCCCCGUCAGACGCUCGGCUUCCAAAACUAGUUCGCAAACUGGAACAGUCACUUCCAAGUUUGCGGCAUUCGGGAGCCAAAACGUUCAACUUGCAAGGCGUUUGGGAUCCAACGUAUGACUGUAUAAUGAAUUUGAUAACACUGUGGUCAGUGUUCCUCAUCAGUUCAACAACACUCAAUUUCCCAUACCAGGUCCUGAGAGAUCAGACUACAGUUACCUCCCCUCUGUUCAGUUCCAUGCCCGAGAUGUUCUAGGGCAGGGUCUUCUUGAAUACAUUUAAAAAAUAGGUAAAUGUAUAAAUCUCCAUGUAGCAUAUCUUUAGCGAGACAAAUGCUGUUACCAUAUGAAUCUGAAUUGCUCUUCCACGAUCUCUUUCCGUAACUCAUUCUGCCCUAUUUGUAGAGAAAAUGCGGCAAAGAGCUAUCGCUGGCCUUUUCGUGGCCAUCAUGAGCCUCCCAAGAAACAUCGAGUCAGCCGGAGGAAAAGAUCUGGUGAACUGUGUUUGUGAGCAUCCAAACUGUCUCAAUAGCACUUGUACAGGGAAGCUGUGUUUUGUGAGCAAGCAUCUGACAGAGGGGGUAAUGAUCCACAAGAAAGGAUGCCUUCAAUCCAUGUCUGAGUUCUGCAGAGGCUCCCACACGACAAAAACGGCCAUAAUAUGUUGCUCGACCGACAUGUGUAAUUUGAAUCGCACCAUCCAGUUACCAGGUGAAGAAAAUCAGCCUGAAGAAGAGAGUCCUUCUCUUCAGAACCUUCUCCUGAUGAUCCUGGUUCCCCUCUUUGCUUUUUUGGUUCUCGCUGCAUUGGUGGGGCUGUUUGUAUGGAAGGUGUUCCAGAGCCGGCAGAGACGGAUACGGUUGAGGUCUGAUGAUCUGGAGGACAUGGAUUUCAUACUGAAGGCAUCCACGCUUGGUGACAGUACCUUAAAAAACCUGCUGAAUGAUGACUGCACCACCGGGAGCGGCUCUGGGCUGCCCUUCCUCGUCCAAAGAACCGUGGCUCGGCAGAUCAGCCUGGUUGAAUGUGUUGGCAAAGGACGAUAUGGGGAGGUGUGGCGUGCUACAUGGCAUGGGGAAAAUGUGGCGGUCAAGAUCUUCUCGUCCCGAGAUGAGCAGUCAUGGUUCCGUGAGACAGAGAUCUACAACACAGUGCUGCUGAGGCAUGACAACAUCUUAGGAUUCAUUGCCUCCGACAUGACCUCGAGGAACUCCAGCACCCAGCUGUGGCUGAUCACCCACUACCAUGAGCACGGCUCCCUCUACGACUACCUUCAGCACACAGCCCUGGAUGUGGAGAGCUGCCUACUCUUCGCCAACUCCAUCAUCUGUGGCCUCCUCCAUCUCCACGUGGAGAUCUUUGGCACCCAGGGCAAGCCAGCCAUUGCUCACCGGGACCUAAAAAGUAGGAACAUCUUAGUCAAGAACAACAAGCAGUGCUGCAUUGCUGACCUGGGUCUGGCAGUCAUGCAUUCCCAGAGCAGCGACUACUUGGACAUUGGCAACAACCCAAGGGUGGGCACAAAACGCUACAUGGCGCCUGAAGUUUUAGAUGAACAGAUUCAAAUGGACCGCUUUGAAUCCUUCAAGCGGACCGACAUUUGGGCAUAUGGCCUGGUCAUCUGGGAGAUAGCCCGGAGAACUGUCGUUAACGGGAUUGUCGAAGAUUACAAGCCUCCUUUCUUUGACAUGGUGCCAAUUGACCCCAGCUUUGACGAUAUGAAGAAAGUGGUUUGCAUCGACCAACAGACACCCACCAUCCCAAAUCGGUUGUACUCAGACGUGACUUUGUGUGCCCUGGCCAAGGUCAUGAAGGAAUGCUGGUCCCAGAGCCCCCCAGCCAGACUCACAGCUUUGAGGAUUAAAAAGACACUGAAAAAACUCAGCGACUCCUUCGACAAACCCAAACAACACUCGUAACUGCAGGGACCAGCUCUGGGACCAGGCAUCAAAUUUCGGACUGUUUGGCUCGGCAAGAAAGUUCAAGGUCACUUCUUCCGCCUCCAGUGUGCUAGUCCUGGCCUCUGUCCGUGGCUGCAGCAAACUUUGUUUGAAACCCGGCCAAGAGGAUUUGGUCUAGAGCCCCCAUGGCUGGCUGGGAUUGAUCCUUUGCAGGAGAAUUUCAUGGAACAGAUGACUUGCUUCGGGCAUCUUUAAUUUGUUUUCUCUAGCAACAAAAAGCAAGGGGGGGGAAGAAGAAACACCCACUUCUCCUAGAACAUACAUUAAUAUAAAUACCCCCUGGACCUGUAACCUGACGCCAGCCCGUCUCGCCACCAACGCCUGAAAAAUGGGGAGGGAUCAUGCUUGGAAAGAGCACAGCUGUUCUGCCGAAGGGCCUGCUACCUUGGAAACACCACUUUAAGGACCAUUCAUAAACCAGUAUUUAGAUUGGGCCCUAUAGGAUCUCUGUAUGUGUGUUCUGUCUGCAUCAUGCAUAUGUGCCUACAAAAGAAAAGAGAGAGCAGAAGAGGCGGCACAGACUUGCAAGAACAGGAGUGGAUUCACACGGACAUGUAGACAAUUGUUCUGUGCCACCGGAAUUUAAGCCUGGGGUGUAUAGACGUAUAUGAGCAUGGAAGGCCCUACAAAAUAACCCUGGAUGUGUGCAAAAUAUUUUUUGCAAAAUGAACAUGAUUGUGUUGCACACUGUGAGCAAACAGGUGAGCUCCGUCAACUGGGAUAAGGUCUACAUCAGGGGUCAGCAAACUUUUUUAGCAGGGGGCCAGUCCACUGUCCCUCAGACCUUGUGGGGGACCAGACUAUAUUUUGGGGAAAAAAUAUGAAGACAUUCCUGUGCCCAACAAAUAACCCAGAGAUGCAUUUUAAAUAAAAGGACACAUUCUACUCAUGUAAAAACAUGCUGAUUCCCGGACCGUCCGCGGGCCGGAUUUAGAAGGCGAUUGGGCCUCAUCUGGCCCCCGGGCCUUAGUUUGGGGACCUCUGGUCUACAUUCCAGUAGAAUGGGCAGUAGAGUGGGCCUCAUCCCUCACCCCCAGAGGCUUCCCUUAUAAAAUGUGUUGCAUUGGACCAAAAGGGCUUUCCCUGCCUGUUCUUCCAAGCUGGGUUGCAAAAAGGGGAAAUGCUUUAUUGCACCCCUGGUUUGAAUUCAAGCCAUGACUGUUAAGGAAGAAUCAGGGGCUCGUUUUAAGGCCACUCCUGAUUCUUAUUCCUUUCAGCCACACCUUGAAGCUUCCAGAUGUCAUAUAUGAUGUCAGGUCCAGGAAAUAUAGGUUUGCCCCAAACAACCUGGUGAGCCAAGGUUUGGGGCCUGGCCGGGCUGUUUGCACAUUGCAUACACUGUGUGCAUUAGUUUUCCUGUGCAGGAUCAGGCCAGUGCACAUGAGCAGCUUGCAAACAGGAUGCCCUGGUGCAUGUAACACUGCCAAAAAAAUUUUUUGGGGGGGUGGAAUUGGGGAUGGAGGGCUUGUCCCAUUUUAAUCAAACAUAUUUUAAUCAAAAUAUAUCCAUGACAGGGCAGCUGAGUGCAACCUACGUGAAAGACAUGUCAACUCAUUUCACAAAGAAAAAAAACUUCAAGUUGCUUCAGAAAUGUAAUUAUUUUGCACGGAAAUGUGUUUUAUAUUUAUUAAAUUUGUACCGGAAAAAAAG